Eublepharis macularius is the source of this 1308-nucleotide messenger RNA. It is a transcript of the gene NMUR1, whose product is annotated as neuromedin U receptor 1. The transcript is spliced from 2 exons. The record is from RefSeq and is a predicted model, not a curated record. Gene Ontology annotation, molecular function: neuromedin U receptor activity. Gene Ontology annotation, cellular component: plasma membrane. Gene Ontology annotation, biological process: G protein-coupled receptor signaling pathway. NCBI's taxonomy places the organism in Eukaryota, Metazoa, Chordata, Lepidosauria, Squamata, Eublepharidae. Bases 1 to 1308 code for a protein of 435 amino acids.
AUGUAUUCUCCCGCCAACUGUUCCAACCUGGAAUUUAAGUCUCCGGGUUUAGAGGUGCUUGAGACAUUGGUUUACCAGGAUCUCUGCAACAGCAGCAGCCAGGGGGUGAGACUGAGUUUCUUCGACCCCGAGGUCUUGAACAUGACUGCGGAACAGCUCCGGUUUAGAUACUUGGGGCCUCGCCGCUCGGGGUUCUUCGUCCCCAUCUGCACCACGUACCUCCUGAUUUUUGUGAUCGGCGCGGUGGGCAACGCGCUGACCUGCCUGGUGAUUAUCCAGCACCGCUUCAUGAGGACGCCCACCAACUAUUACCUCUUCAGCUUGGCGGUGUCGGACCUGCUGGUGCUUCUCUUGGGGAUGCCCCUUGAGAUUUACGAGAUGUGGAGCAACUACCCUUUCCUCUUGGGUGCGGGUGGCUGCUGCUUCAAGACCCUGCUCUUCGAGGCGGUCUGCUUCGCCUCCAUCCUCAAUGUCACGGCGCUCAGCGUGGAGCGAUACAUCGCAGUGGUGCACCCGCUCAAAGCCAAGUACGUGGUGACCAAGACCCACGCCAAGAGGGUCAUCGUCACCGUCUGGACCCUUUCGGUCGUCUGCUCGAUCCCCAACACCAGCCUCCACGGCAUCCAGACCCUCUACGUGCCGGGCUGGGGGGUGGUCCCCGACUCGGCCACCUGCACCUUGGUGAAGUCCCGCUUGAUGUACAACCUCAUCAUCCAGGUCACCACCAUCAUCUUCUUCUUCAUCCCGAUGGGCGUCAUCAGCAUCCUCUACCUGCUGAUCGGCCUGCAGCUGAGGAAGGAGAAGAUGCUGGAGGCGCUCGAGGCCAAAUCCGGAAGCAUCUGCGAUUACCACAACAUCCGACUCCAGCAGAAGAAGGUCAGGAGGAGGCAGGUGACCAAGAUGCUGUUCAUGCUGGUGGUCGUGUUUGGCAUCUGCUGGGCUCCCUUCCACACGGACCGCCUCGUCUGGAGCUUCAUCACCCACUGGACUGACCAAAUGCUGCACAUGUUCCAGUACGUCCACAUCAUCUCGGGCGUCUUCUUCUACCUGAGCUCUGCCGCCAACCCCAUCCUUUACAACCUGAUGUCCACGCGUUUCCGCGAGAUGUUCAAAGAAGUGAUGUGCCACGGACGCUUCCGGAAGCUGGCCUCCCGCAAGUACUCCCCCAGCAGCACACGGGCCACCACGCGCAGCACCGUCUCUGAGCACAUCCCUGGGGGCAACGGGGUGCCGCUUUCUGACAUGGAGGAAUACGACAUGGACGCCGAGGGGGAGAACGAGGAGGAGCAGGAGGCCCCGUACCUCUGA